Cyprinus carpio (common carp) is the source of this 4320-nucleotide messenger RNA. RefSeq names its product cyclin-dependent kinase 19. Lineage: Eukaryota; Metazoa; Chordata; Actinopteri; Cypriniformes; Cyprinidae. The record is from RefSeq and is a predicted model, not a curated record. Gene Ontology annotation, molecular function: cyclin-dependent protein serine/threonine kinase activity; RNA polymerase II CTD heptapeptide repeat kinase activity; ATP binding. Gene Ontology annotation, biological process: protein phosphorylation. Gene Ontology annotation, cellular component: cytosol; mediator complex; nucleus.
AUCGAUCACGUGACCAUUAAGCGGAGCCGACCAAAAUCCCAAACAAGGAAAUGGUGGGGUAAUAAAACGAUCGGAUCAUUUAAUUAAUGCAUGUAAUAAUUAAUAUUUUAUUUUAUUGUAAAUUAAGAAAUAUUUAUGGGUUAAAAUGGACCACGACUUCAAAACGAAGCUCGCCGCCGAGAGGGAGAGAGUGGAAGAUCUGUUUGAAUAUGAAGGUUGUAAAGUGGGUCGCGGCACGUACGGGCAUGUUUAUAAAGCGAAGCGUAAAGACGGGAAGGAUGAGAAGGAGUAUGCACUGAAACAGAUAGAAGGCACUGGUAUUUCCAUGUCUGCCUGCAGGGAAAUCGCUUUGCUGAGAGAGUUAAAGCAUCCAAAUGUCAUCGCCCUGCAGAAAGUAUUUCUCUCUCACAGUGACCGCAAAGUCUGGCUCCUCUUUGACUAUGCUGAACAUGACCUGUGGCAUAUCAUAAAAUUUCAUCGAGCAUCAAAGGCCAACAAGAAACCCAUGCAGCUACCGAGGGGGAUGGUGAAGUCUCUGCUUUACCAAAUCUUAGACGGCAUCCAUUACCUGCAUGCCAACUGGGUCCUGCACAGAGAUCUGAAACCUGCCAAUAUCCUGGUCAUGGGGGAAGGCCCAGAACGAGGAAGAGUCAAAAUUGCUGAUAUGGGCUUUGCCCGACUAUUUAACUCUCCACUGAAGCCUUUGGCUGAUCUGGACCCAGUGGUCGUCACAUUCUGGUACCGAGCACCCGAACUACUGCUCGGGGCGAGACACUACACCAAAGCAAUCGAUAUUUGGGCAAUAGGCUGUAUCUUUGCAGAGCUGUUGACGUCAGAACCAAUCUUCCAUUGUCGACAAGAGGACAUAAAGACCAGCAAUCCUUUCCAUCACGACCAGCUAGAUCGCAUAUUCAGCGUCAUGGGCUUCCCAGCAGAUAAAGACUGGGAAGAUAUCCGGAAAAUGCCAGAAUAUCCGACCCUACAGAAAGAUUUCAGAAGAACCACAUAUGCCAACAGCAGUCUAAUUAAAUACAUGGAGAAACAUAAAGUCAAACCAGACAGCAAAGUGUUUCUACUGCUCCAGAAAUUGCUGACUAUGGACCCCACCAAAAGAAUCACUUCUGAGCAGGCACUACAGGACCCAUAUUUCCUGGAGGACCCCUUACCUACAUCCGAUGUAUUUGCAGGAUGUCAGAUUCCCUACCCCAAACGAGAGUUUCUAAGUGAGGAUGAACCAGAGGAGAAAACAGAGAAGAAUCAGACGCAGCAGCACCAGCAGACAGCUGCACAGACACAGACACAAACGCAGACACAACAGGCUCCAACACAGCAGAGCUCAGCGCAGACAAACGGGACAUCAGGCACUGCAGGGGCCAACACGGGCACUUCCAUACAGCAUGGACAGGAACAGGGGCCACCAAACAAAAAACCUCGCACCUCAGGAACCAGUGUUCUUCAAACAGAUUACCAGCACUCCAGCUCGCGGCUUGGUUACCAGAGCAACGUCCAAGGCCCCGCCCAGUCGCAAAGCACUAUGGGAUACUCAUCCUCAUCUCAGCACUCUCAUCAAUCUCAUCGAUACUGAGACUCAAAAACAUGCAUAAGCACUUAAAAGAAAUGUUAACCACAAGCAUAAAACCAGGCAAGUCAGUGUUGUCAUUCAAAUAAAUUGUUGGGUCUGUCCCAUAAUAUUGCCCCAAUAUAAACAUAAAACUCAAGUUUAUUUCCUUACAAUGCCUCCUGCUAUCCCACAAUUCUCAGCAAAUGCUACUCCAACCAAAGCACAACUUUACAAUCCCUUUCUUUCAAUCAGAGCUCCUCUGAAGAACCAGAGCCAAAAUCAUCAAUCAAAAAUUGACUUUUUCGUCAAUAUCUCAACAGUUUUUCAAUACAUUAAAACAUCCACCAGCUCCAACACCAACCAUACCUAAAGGUCUGCUGACUGUUUAGCAUCUUUAAUGCUUAAUUAUUUUUAUUUUACCACCGUUAGACCAAAACAGUCUCAAAAUGAUCAGCCACAUGCUAUUUGGGUCAUAGCUACAGAUAAAGGUGUCAUGAGGCUUGUUACAAUGGAUCAUUAAGCUGGUGUCCUGCUGGCUGACUCCAAAAACCUUUCAUUUCCUCAGGACUAUCAUAGCUACCAAAUCUCAUCCUCUUCCAGUGUUCCAAUGACAAGUAAUCUUGUCUAUCCUUACUGCUGCAUGAUGUGACACAGAUGUGACGUACAGUCAUGAGGAAAAGGAAUAUGGACCAAUGAGUUGUGAGGUUGCAUUGAUGGGACACAAGUGUUAGUAUCCAGUUCAUGGAAUAAUUUUACCCUAUGAAUGUGUGCAAUGCUGUGUCUGUCCUUUUGGGCCUACAACUGAAAACUGACUAGUGGGACAGCAGACUAAUGCAGUAAAAGUAAAACGAUCCAAAAUUCAGCAUUACUGAUUGCAGCUAAAGCCUUUCUGAGAUUCCCCCUUAUGGCAACCCUAAAACAAAUCAAAUAGAAACAUCUACGGUAUAUAAGCAACUGUACAUAGGAACCAAAAUCCCCUCUUAUCUUUCUCCUCCUCCUCCUCUUUCCCAGUAAAGGGAGCUGCCUGCAUGUAUGGACAGUCGAGCAGAGACUGGAUUUGUGUAACAUAUGUGUGCAUAUUUUAAAGACUGAACAAAGAGCAUCUCUCAUAGCUAUCGUGCACCACUGCAUUAUUACACACAUCUUCUUUAGUUGUGUAAGAGAGUUUUUUUUUUUUUUUUUUUGUAAAGUAUACACUCACACAAUACACUUUUCAUCCCUUUUUUUUUGGCAUUAGUAACAAUAACAACCAAUAAAAAUAACAUCAGCUUAAAAAACAAGAACAUGGUUUACUCUUUUUCUUUUUUUGCAGAAAAACAUAUUUUAGGAUAUUGGUCAGGACUAAAAUCCCUAAAUCUGUGUGUGUGUGUGUGUGCGUGCGUGCGUGGAAAUACUUGCAUGUGUGUGAUUAUCCGGGGCAGCUAGCAGUUGAACUGCUUCUGUGACUGUUAUUUCUUGUCUCCUCUUUGUGUUUUAUAUGCUUUUAUAAUCUGUUUUUUGUUGGUUAUUGUUUUGAAGUGCAGUUAUUUCUUUGUGUUAUUUGAGCUCAGUUUGUGGACUGGAAGUGAGACUUCUUUCAGAGUGCUGAAUCAAACAAGGACAACUGAUUCGCUCCUCUGACAAAAAGUUGGAUAUCUCAUCAGGCAAAGCUGGAGACUUUGCGGUGUGUUCUGCAAGUCAGAGACAUUUCUGUUGCAACUUGGUGGAAUAUAGAAGCUCAAAAGGGAUUCUAAGGAAAUCUUGAAACUUGAGUCUUUUGGCGUCUCUUGCUUUAAGCUUUAUGAAAGUGAGUCAGUUUGAAAGACCCUGAAGGAUAAUGUUACAUGAAAGUGUAUUGCAGUCACCCGUCAUGAAUUGUUGAGACUGACAGCUGAUUUCAACCAAAAUGUCUGCAGAUCUAAUGUAACUAUUGGUCAGUUACUGCCAUCAUACUCCUGGGUUUCUCUUCUGUCCCAUCUUAACAUUCCAUGUUUUUCUGUUAUGUGCUUUGUAUUUCUGGCAGAAGUUAUCAAAAAACUAGUGUUAUUUCACAAUUUUUAUACCCCUUGUUCUGGGUUUCUUCACACAUCAAAGUGAGGUGUACAGUUGGGUCAAAACAUUUGAGGCCAAAAUUUUUUAAGCCUAGAUAUUAUAUAAACAAAGAUUUAUGAUUUAUAAAAUUGGUUGUGACAUAGUAUAAAUAUUUCAGAUUCUGCACUCUCUAGGUCGCUAAUGAAAAGUUUAUUUUUUUUAUUUUUUGGCUUUCUUUAAAGCACACAAGUUGUUUUUAGAGCAUUCUCAAUCAUGCCAGAUGACAUGACAUGGGCAGAUUUUAUGUUGCGUAGCAGAAGAAAUGUAUGUACGUUUUUAAUGUAAAUUGUUAUGCCAGUUAUAUAAUAUAUGAUUUUUGUUUUUUUUUAUUAGAAGAAAAAAGAAACAUUUUCAAUAGUGUUCUUAGACUUUUGGGCACUGCUGUACAGGUUUAUCAAAUUUUCUGAUAUUUAUAAGUCUUGAACUAUAGGAUACACAGGGGUGGAUUUUUGAGGAGUAUUACCAGCCACCAUUGACUGAAAUAAUGAUUUGUUUCAUAUUAUGUUGUUUAUUUCAUCAUAAUAAGAGGAACAAUGUUGUACAAUGUAGUAGUUGGUGCAUAUCAUAUUUGAUGUCAUAUCUUUAGUUUAAUAGUGUUUCAACUACUCUCCUGUUUCAUUCAGUUUUCCCCAAAUUUUGAGCAGAAUCAACUGAGAAUGCAAAUAACAAAAUAAAUAAUGACAAACAUA